Talaromyces stipitatus ATCC 10500 is the source of this 624-nucleotide messenger RNA. RefSeq lists its product as uncharacterized. NCBI's taxonomy places the organism in Eukaryota, Fungi, Ascomycota, Eurotiomycetes, Eurotiales, Trichocomaceae. Gene Ontology annotation, molecular function: transmembrane transporter activity. Gene Ontology annotation, biological process: transmembrane transport. The record is from RefSeq and is a predicted model, not a curated record. Bases 1 to 624 code for a protein of 207 amino acids. The transcript has 4 exons.
AUGGCCAUAGUAUUCCUGUCAUGGGAAUACUAUGCGGGAGACAACGCUAUGAUUCAUUUCUCCAUGGUCAAAGCUGUGAUGGGCGCAUCACCAUUAAGAAGCGGAGUGGAUCUCCUUUCACUAGUUCUUAGCCAGGUUGUUGCAUCGAUUUUGUCUGAAGGGUUGGUCAGGAAGGUGGGAUACUACUUGCAAUUUGUUAUCGUAUGUGGCAUCUUAUUCACGAUCUCGGCUGCCUUGGUGUCCACAUUCCAAGCAGACACUGCGUCUGAGAACAAUGCAAUUGCUCUCGCAGUGCUUGUCUUUAUGGAGAAUUUCGGAGGUGCAAUUCUCAUUGUCAUUGCGGAGACUAUUUUCAAUUCGAAAUUGGCCCUGGAAAUGGCACAGUAUGCCCCAGAUGUCAACGUCGAGGUGGUCGAGGCAGCGGGUGCUUCAGGUUUCGGAGACGCAGUACCUCCUGCGCAGAUACAUGGAGUCUUGAGGGCAUACAAUUCAGCUUUGACCAAGGAAUUUACUUGGCCAUCGGUUGUAUGGUCGCAAUGCUGGUUACCUGCUGGGGAAUGGGGUGGGCACCAGAAACUCAACGUAGUGAUGACUACCAACUCGAUGACUGGAACAGCCGAGUAG